Messenger RNA from Sander lucioperca (pikeperch), 2019 nucleotides. RefSeq names its product syndecan 4 (gene sdc4). Gene Ontology annotation, cellular component: cell surface; membrane. Bases 252 to 935 code for a protein of 227 amino acids. NCBI's taxonomy places the organism in Eukaryota, Metazoa, Chordata, Actinopteri, Perciformes, Percidae. Gene Ontology annotation, biological process: cell migration. The record is from RefSeq and is a predicted model, not a curated record. The transcript is spliced from 5 exons.
AUAGGGCAGAUCAAACUGUGUAGCUCUCAGUGAAGCCGAUCAAAGAAGGGACAGCCAAGGAGACGUAAAGUGGAACAUUUCUCAACAACUUGUACUUUUGUUGGACUAUACUGGGACCCCCCCAAAAAAACCUCCUGCCUGCCUGCCUGCCCGAAGAAACAUUAACUCACUACACUGGUUUUUAAAUCUCUGCCAAGCUAACGUUCAACGACUUUUUCUAAACUUUACCUAAAAGAGAAAAAAGGACAACCAUGCUCAGCCUCUGCCUCGUGUUGAUUUUAUCUGCCUCCGUUUUUUCAGAGUCGCAGGCGAGGGAGACGGAGACGUGGGUGCCCAUGAAGACCACGCAGACGGUCGCCAUGUCGACGCGCCACGGCGACCUAGAGUCGUCGGGAGACUCGCCGAACGGCUCGGACUUCGGCUUCACGGACGGCGAAGACAACAAAAACGGCGACGACAGCGACAGCGAUUACUACACGGAGACGCUGUACGACGACGAGGACGAGGACGAGUACGACGGCUUCUCGGGAUCCGGGGACGGAGCAACAACUAUGUCGCCUGUAACAGAGUCCAAGCCAUCAGUUACGCCCGAUGUGAACGACAACAACAUCCCGGGGGCAGAGCGCCCGGUGCGGCCGACCGUCAACGAGGUGGACAUCGUGCGGAAGAGUAACGAAAUCCCCCUGCUGUCGAACGAGGCGGUGCUCGGCGAGGAGCAGUCCAACGUCCUCAUGGCCCACGCCGGAGAGGACAGCAUCUUCAACAAGACGGAGGUCCUCGCAGCUCUGAUCGCGGGUGGCGCGGUCGGCCUGAUGUUCGCCAUCCUCCUCAUCCUCCUGCUCAUCUACCGCAUGAAGAAGAAGGACGAGGGCAGCUACGACCUGGGGAAGAAACCCAUCUACAAGAAAGCCCCCACCACAGAGAUCUACGCAUAGACCCUCAUCUCCUCCCAACACACACACACACACACACACACACACACACACACACACACACACACACACACACACACACACACACACACACGCACACACACCCCUCACUCCCUCGACCCUUAAAAACCCAAUCAUGGCCGGCGUCCGGCCUCACAGUGCCUCAUCAUUCUCACUUUUCUUGAGCGGAUUACCGCUCGCUAACGAAUCAGGAGAGAAGCCCCAACAACACAAUCGAUUGACUGACUCCUCCUACCUGAUGUACGCCAAUAUUAUGGGUGCUCUCUCGACCAAUCAGAGGCUCUGUUCUGUCCUCUUGUCCAUCUCUUUGUUUUUGUUUGGAAAAGGAGCAACAGGAGUGGACCAUUUCCGCUGUGGUUCACGGUGAUCGUUUUUACAUCUGUACACGUACAUGUGUUUUUUUAUUAUUUUGUCCCCAUGUCAAGAGAAAAAACAAACAACAGAACUUAACAACGGAGGACUUCGGAGAACUUUUAAACUCCCUUUUUUUUCUCAUUUCUUUUCCCCGCCUUCCCGUUAAAAAACACUAACACUGUUCAAUGACUCUUAUGUCUCGCUACGGUACACAUUAACAGUCCAGUUAUUUAUUUCCCCUCUCUGUUUUAUUCCUCCUUUUGUUGGAUUGCAGCUGCUCACAUUGCUGUAGAAAAAUGACUUUCAUGUGAACAUUUUUAUUAGAACUUGUUUUAAAGAACUCCUUGUAACGCAGAGAGAUUUCAGAUUUUCUUUUCUAUUAAACAUCCCUAUCAUAAUGGGAAAGAAUUGAGCUCAUGUUGUUUGAUUUGAGGAAAAUGGACGUGGCUGUAACGCCUGGUAGAUUCACGCUCUGUCAUCCGUUAGAGGAGUUAGAACUGAUGUUAAUAAUUACAAUAUUUGCUCAUUUUUAUCCUCACAGUGCUCCUACGAUUACAUUUUUUAGAACCGAGACGGUCAAACAAAGGGCCAAGAAGUGUUUGGAAAUCAUUGUUUCUGCCUUUUUCACACACACAAAGUGCAGAAGAUAAUUAAGUUCAUGUUGUGUACAUUUUCAGAUGCCACCGAGUUCAUUAAAACAACCUUCAAAAGA